CAUGGCUCCUUCGUCCCGGCCCAGCAGGUCCGACCAUCACGACGAUGCUCGGGAGUUCUCCAGCGAGGCUGCACAGACGGACUGGGAGUUCCCUAAAUUUCGUACAGAACUGCGCAACGACCGUCUUCGGCGCCCCAGAAUCGCAAAUUUGGUAUACGGCGAAGACGGUUGUGCAUCUAGGACUGAGUACUCUGACCCGGGCGCGCUGUGGCAAGCGUUAGCUGAAAGGCCAGACCAACGUUCAUCUGAAGUGCGACUGGCGAUCUGUGAGGAUGUCUCUCCGGAUCUUCUUGCAAUGCUGGGAAACUCCUACAAUGUUGACCCGGAAUUCUUCCAAGCCCACAUGGAUGCGAGCGUGUCACGGUUUUCGAAACUCUUCCCCAAUCCACCAUUGCCAGUCUCGGAGAAUCUCGAAUCGUCUGCCCAUCUUACGCUGCACUAUCCUCGGGCACGCUACUUUGCAACGCCGGCAGAUUUCGCGGAAGCAAAGCGAGAAAUGGAACAGUUCACGAUAAUGAGGCCAAUGUUGGGGGACAAAGUUUGGCAACCCACAGACUGGCUGAGUACAGAGUCUCAAGUAUCGAUCAUUCUCGCGAAGACUUCAUUAUGGGUCGACAAGCUGGACAAUGGAGCUAUGACAGGGAUCCUCCUCCUGGACCCUGCUCUCGAAUCGGGUUCUGAACUGCGGGCGGAUUAUCAGCCGUUCACCAGCUCGUCUGGGAAAUUGCACCGGGUGAACAUCGAGACGUCGAAAGAGAGAGCUCAGAAAGGCUCACUUUUCGACAAAAUUGUGGACGCCUGCUCUAGCUUCGGCGCGGAGGACCUUUCGCGUAUCCACAGGGACCCCAGAUGCAUCGCCAUGCCAAUGUAUCAUCAAGUGAUCGCCGAUUGGUUCCAGGUCUUAAAUUGGUUGAUGGGAGUAUUAAGUGCUCUCGAGUGGCAAUUCGAGAAACCCUCGUGGGGUGAAAAGCCAGAGGAUCUCAACAACAUACUGAGACAGCUUUUGCCAUGGCGCCGGACCGCAACCGAUUGUCUCUCGAUGAUCGACGACAAUAUUGCCAAUCUCUUCCCAAGCACGACCUCAAAAUCGCACCAGAAGCAGUCUGACAUAUUCGAGCUGUGGACCGAUUUCAGGACUCUGCGACAACAGGCCAAUGAGGUCAAUGCUCGGAUCGGAAGUAUCGAAAGUGUUAUAUUCAACACUAUUGCGCUUCAAGAAAGUCGAACGUCCCUAAGGCAGGCCAGACAAGUUCAGUGGCUCACCUACCUUGCCUUUCUUUUCAUCCCAGCCAGCUUCGCGGCAAGCUUCUUCGGUAUGAGUAUAGGCGAGCCUGAGAACUCCAAGGUCUUUACUUCCAUCAUAAUCGCAACCUCCAUACCAUUGGCACUUUCUGGCUUGGUAGCCUACAUUUGGCAUUUACGGGAGCGCUCAUAAGGCUUUUGCUCGUCUUCGAUUCUGUAGGACGAGGCGAGAGGUCAGACGACGAAGGGCUCAAGGUUCUUUCUGGGAAUGCAGAGCUGCGAAACUACAUCCAAACGUGGCAGCUAUUCUCAAGGCAUCGUGGCCUCGUAUCAGGUCAAAGGCACAAGCUUUGUGGC
This is a messenger RNA of Cercospora beticola, 1599 nucleotides long. RefSeq lists its product as uncharacterized. The record is from RefSeq and is a predicted model, not a curated record. Gene Ontology annotation, cellular component: membrane. Lineage: Eukaryota; Fungi; Ascomycota; Dothideomycetes; Mycosphaerellales; Mycosphaerellaceae. Gene Ontology annotation, biological process: metal ion transport; transmembrane transport. Gene Ontology annotation, molecular function: metal ion transmembrane transporter activity.